Messenger RNA from Macadamia integrifolia, 438 nucleotides. Its product is annotated as protein NIM1-INTERACTING 2. The record is from RefSeq and is a predicted model, not a curated record. The coding region runs from base 1 to 438 and encodes 145 amino acids. The transcript has a single exon. Gene Ontology annotation, biological process: regulation of systemic acquired resistance. Lineage: Eukaryota; Viridiplantae; Streptophyta; Magnoliopsida; Proteales; Proteaceae.
AUGGAGAUGGAGAAGAGAAAAAGAUCUCAUAACGGCGAGGUCGACGGACGGAGGACGAGAGCGAAGGAAGGGAAAGGAGAUCUGACGGCGGAUCAGGCGGAAACAGAGACUACGGGGACGGCGACGGAGGAGGAGGUGGAGGAGUUUUUCGCUAUCCUUCGUCGGGUACGUGAAGUAGUAAGAUAUUUCGGAAAGGGAAAGAAUGGUGGAGGAGAAGAAGAAAUGAAGAGAGGAUCGGGGAAGGGAUGGAAUCCAUCGUUUCAAUGGGAGGAUUUCGAGGAUGUUCAAGGUAAACAAUGCGAUGGCGUUGUUAGUGAUAAGAAUAAGGAUAGCAAAAUUAAGGGAAGGGGUGGAGAGAAGAGAGAUGUUGAAGCUGUGGAGGAAAACCUGGUUCUCGAUCUUAACGCAGAGCCGGAAUCGUUGUCAGAUAUGAACUGA